This is a messenger RNA of Caenorhabditis sp. 36 PRJEB53466, 970 nucleotides long. The record is from the annotation of a GenBank genome assembly. Lineage: Eukaryota; Metazoa; Nematoda; Chromadorea; Rhabditida; Rhabditidae.
AUGAUUCGACGUGAGAACCGACUUCGUCGCGAGUAUAUCUUUAGAAAAUCGAUAGAAGAAAAACAAAAGACGCUGGAAGAAAAGCGAGAGAAGAUUCGUGAUGCGCUGGAGAAUAACUCGUAAGUUUUCACAUUAUUUUUACAAUUAUUGAUGUUAUUAAAUUUUUAGAAAAAUUGAUUACAAUCUCCGCAAGGAUGCGAUCGAACUGGCAAAAGGUUCGGAUUGGGGCGGUCAGGAGCACGAAGUGGACAACGAGUACCGAUGGGCCGGCGCUCAGGACCCGAAGAUUGUGAUCACAACGAGCAGAGAUCCGUCAAGUCGGCUGAAAAUGUUUUCGAAAGAAAUGAAACUCAUCUUCCCGAACAGUCAACGCAUCAACAGAGGCCACUACGAUGUGAAGCAAGUUGUGCAAGCAUGCAAGGCUCAGGACUCGACGGAUCUGAUCAUUCUGACGGAGACACGUGGAAAUCCGGACGGUAUGAUUGUCUGCCACCUACCGUUCGGUCCCACCGCUUUCUUCUCAAUGGCCAACGUUGUUAUGAGACACGACAUUCCGAACUGCGGAACUAUGAGUGAACAGUAUCCUCAUCUGAUCUUCGACAAUCUGAAUAGCAAGCUCGGCCUCCGAUUCACCACCAUUCUGAAGCAUCUCUUUCCUGUCCCGAAGCCGGAUUCGAAAAGAGUUAUGACAUUUUCGAAUGCAGACGAUUUUAUCAGUUUCCGCCAUCACGUGUUCAAAAUCGAAGCUGACGGAGAAACUGAAUUGACUGAAGUGGGACCGCGAUUCGAAUUGAAACGUGAGAAAAUGCGCUUUUUUUUGAAAACCAUUAGUUUUCUUUCAGCUUAUCAAAUCAAGCUGGGAACUCUUGAGAAUUUGGCGGCUGCCGACGACGAAUGGGUGCUCCGAUCAUACACGAAUACCGCCCGGAAGAGGACGUUCCUUAGUGUGCCACGUACCGACGACGAAUGA